Messenger RNA from Salvia miltiorrhiza (redroot sage), 854 nucleotides. Its product is annotated as plasma membrane ATPase 4-like. Bases 373 to 648 code for a protein of 91 amino acids. The transcript has 2 exons. Lineage: Eukaryota; Viridiplantae; Streptophyta; Magnoliopsida; Lamiales; Lamiaceae. Gene Ontology annotation, cellular component: plasma membrane. Gene Ontology annotation, biological process: regulation of intracellular pH; proton transmembrane transport. The record is from RefSeq and is a predicted model, not a curated record. Gene Ontology annotation, molecular function: P-type proton-exporting transporter activity.
AUAUCAGUUAAAUAUAUUAAUUAAUUAUCAUUACAAUACAAUCAAAAUCAUGAACUCCUAAAUUUUGCCAACAACCAAAACAAACGAACAUUUAUGGGCAAUAAUUUCAAAGUUGGUAUCUUAAAAAUUCACUAAAUCCGAUAAAAAAAAAUUAAAUGUGAAUUCAUGAAUAUGAAGAAAUUUAAACGUAUAUAACAUGAGAAAGUUCCGAUAGAGGAAGUGUUCGAGCAGCUGAAAUGCGGCCGCGAUGGGCUGAGCUCCACCGAAGGAGAAAACAGGGUUCUCAUCUUCGGCCUCAACAAAUUGGAAGAGAAGAAGGAAAGCAAAUUCCUGAAAUUUCUAGGGUUUAUGUGGAACCCUCUGUGAUGGGUGAUGGAAGCGGCGGCGCUGAUGGCGAUCGUCUUGGCGAACGGGCAGGGGAAGCCCCCGGACUGGCAGGAUUUCAUCGGAAUCGUGUGCCUGCUGGUGAUCAACUCCGCCAUCAGUUUCUUCGAGGAGAACAACGCCGGCAACGCCGCGGCGGCGCUGAUGGCGGCGGAGAUGCAGAUGAAGGCGGCGGCGGCAUCGAUGGUGAUGAAGGCAGUGGAGAUAGACAACGACGUCGAUGGAGAUGAAGGCGGUGGAGAUAGACGGCAACGUCGAUGGUGAUCGGUGGAGAGAGAGAGAGAGAGAAGAGGAGAGGAUGCGUGACUUGCGUGAGAGAGAGAGAGAGAGAUGAUGGACAGAGCGUGAGAGAGGGAGGCAGUGAGGGUGGGUGGCCAUUUUUUUAGUUUUUAUGUUAAGGGUAAAAUUGUAUUUUUACAUAAAAUCUGGCCAAAUUUUAAAGUUUUUAUGUUAGUGGACAAAUUUUAAUU